UUUGACAUUGCGUUGUUAUUGAUUUUAUUUAGAUAUAAGUGGUCAUUCCUUUUACGCGGAAUCAUGAGAUUAAAACAAUUACAGUAAGAAGAAGUAUUUAUGUAAGAAUUUUCUGUAGUAAAAACCAUGUCAGCAAAUGGAAACGGCGCUAAUUAUGCACCUUUGAAACAAACAUUAUCGGAUACAGAAUCUGAGGACGAUCAAAAAGGGGAAAAUGCAGUUCGUAUUAGAGCUACGGAUAGCUGCAACAACUUGGAAUACAAUAGUGGCUUACAAUCUUCCAAAAAUUACAGUAACAGCGAUAUGGAUGACUUAAAUACCAACGCCAACACAUUGGAGAGUACAAUGGACAACGUAAGUUUUCUUCAAUCAGAUGCCUCUAAUAAAAUGUCUUUGCCACGGCGUUGCGCGUUUGUGGCAUCAAUAUUUCUGUGCAUCUUUACAGUAAUAUUCUUUUUAUGGGGCAUUCCUUGUUCGAAUGUUGGGAACUGUCAAAAUAACCAGUGGCGUGAUAAAUCUGCUGGCUGGGAAUUACCUUAUUACGACUUAGAGCUGUCUGGCGCAAUUCAAGUUGUCAAUGGUGCUGUACCGAAAACAAAGAAUUUAAUCUUUAUCUACCGAGGCAACCAUAUGAAACAUGAAGGAUUUAAUAACAAUGACAAUGUUAAUGGAGUAUUACUUAUUGUUGGCAAUACUGGGGAGGUUGGAUGGUUUACUAGAGAAAAAAGAAUACCAACACAAAUAAAUUGUAAUCUAAUUGAUGUGAACAAAGAUAGACAAAAAGAUUGUUUAGUGGCCGGCACUGAGGGUUUGUUAGCAACAUUGAAUGCUCUCUCUGGGACACAUUAUUGGCAUGUUAAUAAAAAUGGAAAUAUCUCCACUGAUAUAGCUGCAAUUGACUUUCCUAUUAUUGUAAAUGAUACGGACAGUGAUGGAGUUUUAGAUUUGUUAACAAUAGGUACAGUCUACCCUAAUACAAACCACAAUGAACUGCUGCUGAUUUCUGGUGCCAAUGGUAACAUUAUCGGUGGACCAUUGAUUAUACCAGAAUGCACAUCUGUUAAACUGUUACCAGAAGCAACUUUCAUAACAUAUUUGUGUAAAAAUGGGCCAGCUGAAGCUGUAAGACAAAUUCUGUAUCCCCAUUUACUUAAAAAAUUAUCAGCAAAUCAUGGUAGUGAUGUACCUAUACCAAAAAAAGCAAAUUUAAGCUUAAAGAAGAAUAUAGGCAACACUAGAAAUGUAUUUAGUAAUGGACCGGGAAAACUUAUAGUUGAGAAUGAAGGGGAGUGUCCAAACUCUUGCCGAGUGAACCUGACUUUGGUGUUAGAACAAAAUGGUACCAAUAAUGUUACUUGGGAAUACACUGCAAACCAUGUGUUUGCAAUGACCCCAAGUUCAUUUUCUUUCCCAAACUCAAUACGCGGUUUUGUAUUAAAAUUAUGACAGUGGAAUAGUGCCCAUUUAGCAAAUGGUGCACGCAAAGUUGAUGAAGUAAGAUACAACAUGCAAAACCAAAGCCCGAAAAAUGUUUUUUACUAUCGCCCAAUGAUAAAUGUGGCUUCACUCUCUUCAUUUAUAAAGUAUACUAACUUUACAGCUCAUGACAUUUCCGAGAGAAUUGUUCUGGUGUCAUUUGAUAAGAAACAGAUUCAUAAUGUCAAUGUGAGCCAGACAGACAUAAUACAGAUAUGCGUUCGUGAGUCUAUGAACAACUUGCCAAUACCACUGUGUCAACCCGACCUUGAAUACCAGGAGCAAUCAUUGAAGAUC
Messenger RNA from Papilio machaon (common yellow swallowtail), 1773 nucleotides. RefSeq names its product protein FAM234B. Bases 127 to 1446 code for a protein of 439 amino acids. NCBI's taxonomy places the organism in Eukaryota, Metazoa, Arthropoda, Insecta, Lepidoptera, Papilionidae. The transcript has a single exon. The record is from RefSeq and is a predicted model, not a curated record.